GGUGAAUGAAAAUAUGAUUCUGUAUUUGACCGACAAGUAUUGGAAAUUUUAAUUAUCGAACGGAUUUUCUUUUCGUACAAAUAAAAUAACCAAACAAGAUGGAGUCAAGUAAUGGUGUAGAUAGCCUAAUUGACAAAAAGUCCUCAUUUUCAACGUUAAAAGUGGAUAAUAGUGACGUCCUAUUUUGUGUUAAUAUAUCAUUCGUGAAGUCCUGCGCGCAGAGUGCCUUUUUAAUUUUUUCCCUGUACAUUAUAUUGAAGCACUUUUUUCCGUCUGUAUUCAAAAAAUUAAAUAACACAUUAUAUAGUAACACGUUAAAUGCCAUAAAAUAUAGUCAGGGAUACAUAGACAAACCGUAUGAAAAAGGCAAUACUGAAUUAAAAAAUGAAGGAGGUGCAUUUGAAGGUGCCCUUGCAGAAGUGCGUACAAAUGAGAAAGAAAUAAAAACUGGUGGAGAUAGUAUUUCUGUGGAAGAAGCAACAAAUAUCGAUAAGGAAAAAGAAGGCGAAAAAGGAAAAGGUGAUAAUAAAAUUAAAGAAAGUGAACCAAAUGUUGCAAAUAUAAGUACAAAUUAUAAUAUAGAAAAAAAUGGAGAUGUCAACAAUGAAGCCAAAGGGGCAUAUCACAUUUCUACGGUAGAGGGAAAGGAUCUGAAUAAAAAGGAAAAGAGUGAUAAUAAAGCUGAGGGUGAAAAAUAUAACUUGAUGCCAGAAAAUAACGAUACGGUAGUAAAUCUAGGGGGAACAUAUUUUCUAGAAAAAAGAGGAAUGCACAUCUAUGACAUAAAAGAGGAAGACGAAAAAUUGAAUCAUAACACAAAGGAUGAUAAAGAUUUAACAGAAGCAAAGGGAAAUGCUGACAAUAAAUCGGCAUCUAGUAUGAACGUCAAGAAUGGUACGAAUCAUGUGGAAAAAGGAGCAGAAGCAAGUACUGGUAAGAAAGAAGAAGGGGAAAAACAUGUCGAUAAGAAAGAACCAAAUAAUUAUCAAAUAAAAAAUGAAGGACAAGAGAAUGACAGCGCAGGCACAAGUUAUAGCUUGAAAAAAGGUGCAGAUGGUCAUAAUGACAAAAAAAAAUCGAGUUCUAAUUCGCUAGAAGGUGUACAAGAAAAGAAUGAAAGGGAAACGAAUAGCCAUAAAUUAAAAGAAGAUGAAGAAAACGUCCGAGAUGGUUCAACAAGUAGUUUGUCAAAAUGGGGUGAAAAGGAUGAGCAGAAAACGGUUCCAAAUAACGAUAAAACGGAAUUAGACACAAAGAAAGUGAAAAAGGAAGACGCCAAAAAAGACGAAGCGAAGAAGGACGAUGCGAAAAAAGACGAUGCGAAGAAGGAGGCAAAGAAAAGUGACUUAAAGAAGGACGGGAAAAAAGAACCAAAAAAAGAAAAGGACAAGUCAAAAGACAUAAGAAGGGCAAACUCAUUAGAUACCAUUUAUAAAAGCGAUUUGGAAUCAAAGGAUGAUGAAAUAGAAGAUGAUAAAUCUGAUGAAUGGAAAAAGAACGAAUGGAAUAAUUGGCUAAUUAAAACUGAAGAGGAUUGGAAACUGUUUAAUACAAGCGUCGAAAACAAAAAAAACAGGUGGCUAGAAAAAAGGGAUAAAGAAUUGGAAGUGUGGCUAAUGAAUAUGCAGAAUAGGUGGUUGCAUUAUAGAGAGAACGAAGAAAAUGAAUACAAAGCGGAAGCCAUGAAGAACUCAUCAACAUGGGACGACAGCCAAUGGGAGCAAUGGAUUAAAACAGAGGGGAAAAAAGGCAUGGAAGCAGAUUUGAAAAAAUGGUUAAAUGAUAAAGAAACCUUCUUGGAUGGAUGGAUUUCUAAAGAAUGGGUCCAGUGGAAAAACGAAAGAAUGCUUCAGUGGUUAUCAGUUGAUUGGAAACAUAAGGAAGAUGAGACUUUUGAGCAUUAUAAAUCAAGCAAAUUUACGAAUGUGUUACAUAUAAAAAAGAAGAAAAAAUGGACCAAAUGGAAAGAAAGAACAAAUAAGGAAAAGGAAGAAUGGAAUAAUUGGGUAAAGGGGAAAGAAAAUUUAUAUGUAAACAAUAAAUGGGAUAAAUGGUUAAAAUGGAAAAAGGAUAAACGCGCAUUGUAUAGUCAAAAGUUUUUGACCUUCAUUAACAAAUGGAUAAGUGACAAACAGUGGACAGUAUGGAUUGAGGAUCAAGGUGGUUCAACUUUGUAA
Messenger RNA from Plasmodium vivax (malaria parasite P. vivax), 2177 nucleotides. RefSeq names its product tryptophan-rich antigen (Pv-fam-a). Bases 99 to 2177 code for a protein of 692 amino acids. The transcript has 2 exons. The record is from RefSeq and is a predicted model, not a curated record. NCBI's taxonomy places the organism in Eukaryota, Apicomplexa, Aconoidasida, Haemosporida, Plasmodiidae.